AAAGCUUUUCCACCAAGAUCCUCCAAUUUCCUGCUUUAUUUUUUUCUCGACCUCUUUCUUCGACGGGAACGGAACACAAAGAAAAGCCCAAGUGGAAGGACGAUCUUUACCUCACAAAGCACCCUCAACCCCUCCCUCUCUUUCCCCUUCCAGCCCGCGCUUGUCGUCGCCUCUGCCGCGCCGCAACCAACGUCUCUCGACAUUCGCCGCCAUACAAGCGUACACGAUGGAUGUCGAAGGCAGCACCAAACCCCCCUCAAAGUACAUCACGCUGGUAUCGAGCGAUGGCUUCGAGUUUGUCGUCCUCAGGGAGGCUGCCAUGGCCAGCCCUACCAUCAAGACCAUGGUCAACCCUCAAAGCAAGUAUCUGGAGGCCGAGUCUGGCCGGUGCACUCUCGAAGAGCUGAGCGGGGUGGUUCUUGGCAAGGUGGUCGACUAUUUUCACUACUGGUACCGGUUCAAGAACGCCCAAGAUGUCCCAGACAUGGAGAUUCCCACAGAGCUCUGCCUCGAGAUCUUGAUGGCGGCUGACUACCUCGGGAUGCAUAAGGAUUUGUGAAAACAGGCCAGUGGUAUCCCCAGGCAUUUCAUGAUUUGAUGACCGGAGUUUGGGAUAUUGGCUUCCGUUCAUGGGCUAGCCAAUUCAGCUGCCCAGCAGGAGUUCCGGGAUUUGGCAAUAAUGUUCCUGAUAUAGACAGCCAGGGUAGGCUGCAAACACACAGCAAGCCGAUACCCCCAGUUGGGGUAUCUCGGCCUGUUCUCCUCACCCUAGCCAGUGUGCAUUUCCCUGAUGCCUCGUGACAGCACUCCACCAUCUUAGCAUAUGCGUUCAACUAGAC
Gaeumannomyces tritici R3-111a-1 is the source of this 839-nucleotide messenger RNA. RefSeq lists its product as hypothetical. Lineage: Eukaryota; Fungi; Ascomycota; Sordariomycetes; Magnaporthales; Magnaporthaceae. The transcript has 3 exons. Gene Ontology annotation, cellular component: elongin complex. Gene Ontology annotation, biological process: ubiquitin-dependent protein catabolic process. The coding region runs from base 227 to 559 and encodes 110 amino acids. The record is from RefSeq and is a predicted model, not a curated record. Gene Ontology annotation, molecular function: protein-macromolecule adaptor activity.